Paramecium tetraurelia is the source of this 1147-nucleotide messenger RNA. RefSeq lists its product as uncharacterized. The transcript is spliced from 4 exons. NCBI's taxonomy places the organism in Eukaryota, Ciliophora, Oligohymenophorea, Peniculida, Parameciidae. Gene Ontology annotation, cellular component: cytosol. The record is from RefSeq and is a predicted model, not a curated record.
AUGUAUUAUCCUUAGCACUUCUAUCCCCAAGCAUAUCCGUAAUACAGAUACCCUCCCUAUGGUGUACUUCCAUAAGUACCAUAGCAAUGGAGACCACCUGUCUAAUAUGCUCCACAAUAUGGCUAUUCUGGUCUUAGAUUUGCUCAGCCUUAUCCUUAUAAUCCAUAUACUUAGCCUAUCAUACCUCAAGCACACCAACCUUAACCAAUGAUGAGUCAAAUUAUGGCUUCACCUUAAAGAACAUUCCAAUCUCCAGAUAGAUUGAAAGCAGCAUAAUCACCAUCAAGAAAUGGACUCAUGCAAUCUCAAUAAGUUCCAAGAUCCCCACCUCCUUAAUAUUAAUCACCUUAGAGAUAGUAUCUAACUCUAGAGUAAGUUUAAGAGAGAAUAAGAAAUUCUUAGCAACCCUAAGCUUAAAAACCAUAACAGCCAAAUAAGAGUGUCAAUCAUCCAUAGCCUAACUAAUAAAAGCAAUAGCCGCCUCCUCCUCAGAAAAAGCAACCAGUCCCCUAAUCUCAACCAGAUGAGGAUCUGGAUAAGAGAUAUUAGAAUGCACUCAAAAGCACAGAAGAAAUCAUCAAAAAAUAUUAAAUAGAGGAUUCUGGAAACAAAGGUCGCUAGUCUAAUAAAUCUAAUGAACCUUAAGGUGAGGAUGAAGAUGAAAAUAUUCAAGAAUUGGCAUUGCAAUAUGAAGACGGAUAUAUUUAUAGAGGAUAAGGAUAUCCCCCUUAAACUAGAAAUGGAUUUGGUAUUUUAACAGAUGCUGAUGGGCAAUAAGUUUAUGCAGGCUAUUGGAAAGACAACCUUUAUGAGGGUCAAGGAAGAUUGACAAAUCUCCAAACUGAAGAAUUGAAUGAACCAAUUGAUUGGAACAAUAUGACAUCUAUUGGCAAUGGAUGGGCUUCAUAUGAAGGUAACUUUUUAUAAGGAAAAAUGCAUGGACAGGGAACACUUAUCCUUACAAAUCAAGAACAAUAUUUUGGAGAGUUUGAGGAUGGAAUAGUGCAUGGAGAAGGAGAAUUUACAACUGUUGAUGGAUAGGUUAUUAAGGGUAAAUGGGAUCAAGGAUACUUAAUUUCAUUAUAAGAAUAAGAUUGAUAAAGAAAUAAAUAAUAUAUAUAUAUAAAUUGUAUAUAUAUUGAGUUUA